Molecule: messenger RNA, 571 nt
Organism: Alosa alosa (allis shad)
Lineage: Eukaryota; Metazoa; Chordata; Actinopteri; Clupeiformes; Clupeidae
Gene: mrpl42
Product: mitochondrial ribosomal protein L42
Exons: 5
Coding region: 33-479 (148 amino acids)
Cellular component (GO): mitochondrial large ribosomal subunit
Source: RefSeq, a predicted model, not a curated record
UAUUUCGUUGCAACACCGUUGCAUCAAGAAGCAUGGCGGCGAUCUUGGGUCAAGGAACGCUUAGCAUAUUAAAAUGUUUAUGUCCACGGUUUUCGAGUCGAUCAAAUGUGUUAUGUAUAAAUGGUAUUAACGUUUAUACCAGUCAUGCCAAAUCCACAGUUCGGGGCCCAGUGAUUGACGAUAGUAACGUGGAAAUUGGUGUGACAUCUGAUGGGAAAACAGUUGUAUGCUAUCAUCCCGCAGUAGAAUUUCCUUAUGAGUUAAGCCAGCCUAUUCCUCGUCCGGACCCCAUAACCAACCUACCGGAAACCCAUGACCAGGUUUUAAAACAGAGACUUGGCAAAGAAAGCCUAAAGGAAAAGCAAGCUCCCACUAUUGAAGAGCUUAGUAAUAUGUUCUACACAACGAAGCACCGCUGGUACCCGAUUGGACAGUAUCGCACGAGGCGCAGAAAUAAAAAUCCUCCUAAAGACAGAUAAUGAAGUAAUAUGUCUAAAUAUCCAUGAACUCAUAUGUUUUGUGUAACUGUCUUGUAUUUGCUCAAAUAAAUAAAAUGUAUAUGUGAACUAAA